Messenger RNA from Moneuplotes crassus, 678 nucleotides. The record is from the annotation of a GenBank genome assembly. NCBI's taxonomy places the organism in Eukaryota, Ciliophora, Spirotrichea, Euplotida, Euplotidae.
UAAAUAUGGAAUCUAAAAAAACUUUGGACCCGAGACUUCUAAGUGCGAUUCAAGACAAAUUACUUAUGAAGCUCUUCAAACACAAAAAGAUUACAUUCAAAAAUGAGGUUCCUCAACGAAGAUCUAAAAGAGUUGAAUUUGAAUCACAAAAGAAGUCAAAAACUUUUUAUAGAGAUAAAGCGAAGGAUCUUAUUGAAAGAUAUUCAGGGAUGAACACAGAGGACUCCAAAUAUUACCUUGUGAAAGUGAAUGUCAGAAUGAAUAGAAAUAUCAGGUCUCCUGGGAGACAAACCAGGCUUUUAUCACCUCUUAAAGGCCAAGUUCGAAAAAGGACUCUUCACAAAAGUCCUGUAACUGUGAGAAAUUUUGGAGUAAUCUUAAAUGUAAAAAGUAACCUUGCCUGUCGAUACAAGAGAAGCCAAUACAAGAAUAAAGAAGAGUCUUGCAGAAUGAGGAUUGGAGUGGAGAAUGGGCGAAGAAGGAAGCAAAGCGAGGGGCAGAAGAAGAUUCAGGUGAAGAAAUUUAGACGUCCUUUGAAGCUUAUUUCGUAUAAGAGGAAUAGAUUACAGACUCCUAUGGAGACUAUUACAGAGGAAAGUAAGAGCAUGAUAAAUUCAGGAAAAAGACUUAUAUAAGUUAAACAGUACAAUAUCUUUAUUAAACAUACUCUCAUUUUCA